Molecule: messenger RNA, 465 nt
Organism: Paramacrobiotus metropolitanus
Lineage: Eukaryota; Metazoa; Tardigrada; Eutardigrada; Parachela; Macrobiotidae
Exons: 2
Coding region: 1-465 (154 amino acids)
Source: RefSeq, a predicted model, not a curated record
AUGUCGUCCUGGUUUGAUCGGAUAAUCUGGAAGAACUAUGUGGUGCGGCUGAAUUGCCGAACGAAAGGCGACAUGUGUAUCUCUAUUCCGCACGCGGUGCUGCACCUGCGCAGCAUUACCACGGAACACCUUUGGGACGUUUUUGAGAGGCAUGUGCUGGACGAUGAGCCGCUGGACGUGGAGCGUACCGUCCAGUGGACGACGCAGCAGAUUCAGUCAAAGUCUCGCCAGAACUGUCUUCUAAUCAUGCAGAUUCUAAUGACACACCAGGUCGGCGAUCCGCGCCCUUCCAUGGAUCUUUCCGCGUGGAAUCAGGAGCUAGAAACUCUGGACCGUGUGGAUAUUCGGAAAUUAAACCGAAUCACUUUAACUGCUCUGUCCGGAUGUGUGACGGAGCCUGAUGACGCGUCGUUAUCGCCCAGCGAGAACUCAGAGCCUCUGACGAAGAAGAAAAAAACGACAUGA